This is a messenger RNA of Andrographis paniculata, 3254 nucleotides long. RefSeq names its product phospholipase SGR2. Bases 342 to 3098 code for a protein of 918 amino acids. Gene Ontology annotation, molecular function: glycerophospholipase activity; metal ion binding. Gene Ontology annotation, cellular component: cytoplasm. Lineage: Eukaryota; Viridiplantae; Streptophyta; Magnoliopsida; Lamiales; Acanthaceae. The transcript is spliced from 22 exons. The record is from RefSeq and is a predicted model, not a curated record.
AAACAGCAAAGCAGCUACAAAGAUGCUGAGACUAGAGCACACGCCUGCGUGUUCGAUUGCUGAAUUUCGACCCUAAAUUCUGGACACCAAAACCCUAAUUGAACAGUAAUGGCGGUGGGGGUGCCCUUCUCCGAGCAUCUGGAAUCAUAGUGUAAAUAUUUCUCUGUUAAUCUAUUUCGGCCACCAAACACAAUAAAAUUUCGCUAACUCAAUUUUGGGGUGAUACCAGAAUCUUCUCUUUAGAUUCCUUUCUUAUCAGCUUUGCUAUUCAGCUGGCAACCGGCCUUUAAUCGGCUCGAAUUAAGCUGAAGUUUGAGGUAAACCUCGGUGAGAAAGCAGCAAUGGUGUCCGAUAUGGAGGUCCAUAGUGGUUCGGAAGGGGCUGAGCAGACCUCACCGGACCUUUUAAAGAAUACGCCUUCUAAUAUUAGGAGAUUGGUUAGCGUGAUCGAACAGUACGAGGGCAGGCACAAGUAUCUUGCCCACACUAGGAGCCCCUCGGAUGGCGGCGAUGUUCGGUGGUACUUUUGCAGGGUUCCUUUGGGAAUCAAUGAGUUAGCUGCAUCCAUUCCCCAAACAGAAAUAGUUGGGAAAGGUGAUUAUUUUAGAUUUGGCAUGAGAGAUUCGCUGGCAAUAGAGGCAUCCUUCUUGCAGAGAGAGGAGGAGUUGCUUUCAUACUGGUGGAAAGAGUAUGCAGAGUGUAGUGUUGGUCCUAUGGGUCAGCGUCUUAUCAGUUCUAAGUCAACCCAACAAUUACCUUCAGAGAUUUCUCCUCAAUUUACAAGCGAAGAAGAGAGAGUUGGCGUCCCUGUAAAGGGGGGGUUGUAUGAGGUGGAUUUGGUCAAGAGACACUGCUUUCCUGUUUACUGGAAUGGAGAGGAUCGAAGGGUGUUGAGAGGUCAUUGGUUUGCUCGUAAAGGUGGUCUUAAUUGGUUACCACUGCGGGAAGAUGUUUCUGAGCAAUUAGAAUAUGCAUACCGCAGUCAGGUUUGGCAUCGACGAACCUUUCAGCCAUCGGGUCUCUUUGCUGCUCGAAUUGAUUUACAAGGCUCAACUCCAGGCCUGCAUGCCCUUUUUACAGGGGAAGAUGAUACAUGGGAGGCUUGGCUAAGUGCUGAUGCUACUGGGUUUUCUAAUAUUAUUGGUUUUGGAAUGAAUGGCAUUAAGCUUAGACGUGGAUAUGCUCCAUCUGAAUCACCAAAACCAACACAGGAUGAACUAUGGCAGCAGAAGGAGGAGGAAAUGGACGAUUACUGUUCACAGGUUCCAGUUCAGCAUUUAGUAUUCAUGGUUCAUGGUAUUGGUCAAAGACUGGAGAAGUCUAAUUUGGUGGAUGAUGUUGGAAAUUUUCGCCAUGUAACAGCGGGCCUUUCAGAAAGGCAUCUGACCUCACACCAGCGUGGCACUCAGAGAAUUCUUUACAUUCCUUGCCAGUGGCGUAAGGGCUUGACACUUAGUGGUGAGGCUACAAUUGAAAAGAUCACAUUAGAUGGUGUCCGAGGGCUUCGUAGAACAUUGGGCGCAACAGUUCAUGAUGUCUUAUAUUACAUGAGCCCUAUCUAUUGUCAGGAUAUCAUUGAUUCGGUAUCUAGCCAACUUAACAGAUUAUAUUCGAAGUUUCUCAAGAGGAAUCCUGGCUAUGUUGGAAAGGUUUCCAUAUAUGGUCAUUCAUUGGGAAGUGUUCUAUCUUAUGAUAUUCUUUGUCAUCAAGAGAAUCUAUAUUCACCAUUUCCAAUGGAGUGGAUGUAUAAAGAACGUGAAAAAAGUGAGUCACCCAGUUCUAUUGGGAGUGAUUCAUCUGCUAGCUGCAAUCGCAACACAAAUUUUGGAGAUGGGAGAUCUGAGAAUGUUGGUGAAGAGAGCGUAGCAAGUCACGAGGAUAAUCUUGACCUAGAUGAAGAACAUGUGGAGGCUGCUUGUAAUCAGUUAGGUCCUCCAGCAUCGUCAGAAUCCGAUGAAUCCACCACUAUUGAUCAUCACCAGACAAGUGAUCCCUCUUCAUCUCUUGAUCAUCCCAAUGAACCUUCUUUCAGCAAUUUGGAUAAAACAGAGUUCUAUAAAACUGAUAUUAUGGUUGACCGGGGUGGCACAAAAAGUGAAGCUGUGCCAUGUGACGAAGGAAAUCAGGAAAAAGACAUUUCUGACAGCAAAGAUGAUAUGAUUGAAACGUUGAAUGAUGAGAUCAAGAUGCUAAAGGAAAAAAUCAUACAAUUGGAAGCUGAAUGCUCCAAUAGAGAGACAGAAAACAAGAAUACAAUGGAAGCGAAUCAACCUGGACAUAAGGAUUCACUGAACCGUUACACCCUGCAAAUAAGAUACACAAAAUUAGAUUUCAAGGUUGAUACAUUCUUUUGUGUGGGGUCUCCUCUUGGACUGUUUCUCUCCCUACGGAAUGUUCGGCUUGGAAUUGGCAAAGGCAAAGACUAUUGGGAAGAAGAAAAUAUACACGAAGAGAUGCCAGCAUGUAGGCAGAUGUUCAAUAUCUUCCACCCUUUUGAUCCCGUAGCAUAUAGAGUGGAGCCACUUAUCUGUAAAGAAACUGUACAAAAUCGUCCUGUUAUUGUUCCUUACCAUAGAGGCGGGAAGCGGCUCUACGUCGAGUUUCAGGAAUUUAGAGAAGGUCUAACUGCACGUUCUCAAGCUUUUGCAAAUCACUUGAACACCAUGAGGGUUAAAGUGCUCGCAAUUUGUGAAUCACGAAGGAAUGAUGACCGAGAUGAGGAGUAUGAAAAUUCCCAAGAAAAAGAGCAGAGAUCAUAUGGAUCAGUUAUGAUGGAGAGACUAACGGGCAGUCCGGAUGGCCGAAUAGAUCAUGUGUUACAAGACAAAACAUUUCGCCAUCCCUACCUAUCCGCCCUCUCAUCACACACAAACUACUGGAGAGAUCCCGACACAGCUCUGUUCAUACUGAAGCACCUGUACCGGGACAUCCCGGAUUACCCGGAAUCACCUAAACCCGAACAAGAGGGCAGCUCGGAAGACGCCAACAGAUGGUCCGAUCCUAGGGAGGCCAUCGAGGAAGAACAACCGUUGACCUUUUCCGACAAAGUGUCGGUGAGAAACUUAAUCUACAGAGGCAAGAAAAGCAGCAGGAGCUGAUCUUAACUACAUUUCUGAUCAAAGGAAGGCUUUUUUUUUGCUCAGCAUUUUGAUCAAAGUGAAAGAUGUAUAUAAUAAAUACAUAUACUUGUGUAGAUAGAUAUCUAUGUAUGUGUAUAUUAUAUAGUGUAUAGGAGAAUUGGGUUCUUUUUAUUA